AAACAACCUCGUUGUACUGACAAACUGAGCAAUAUGGCACCUAUCGGCGUAGCCAUGAUUGGCGGCGGCCUGUUUGCCAAGCAGGAACACAUGCCUGCCCUCAUGAAGUGCGACAACUUUGCCCUCAAGGCCAUCUACUCCCGCUCCCUCAAGUCGGCCCAAGAAACGGCAGCCCUCAACACCCGGGAGUCAACACCGGACCUCUACUCGGCCGACGCCGGGCCGGGCAAGUCCUACGAUGACCUCCUCGCCCGCGACGACAUCGCCGCCAUCAUCCUAGCCCUCCCGAUCAUGAGUCAACCCGCCCACAUCGAGGCGGCACUCACAGCCGGCAAGCACGUCCUCGCCGAGAAGCCUCUCGCACCGACAGUCGAGGCGGGGAAGAAGCUUCUCGAGUUCUACCGUCGCACCGCAGAGGCCAACGGCGCGACGUUUGCCAUUGCCGAAAACUUUCGCUUCAAGCCCUCGUUCGAGUACGCGGCCGUCGAGGCGGCCAAGCUGGGUAGCGUCCAGCAGUUCAACGUGAGGGUGCUGGGCUACAUGGGGGCCGACACGCAGUGGUACGCAACCGCGUGGCGGGCAAAGCCAGAGUACCAGGGCGGGUUCCUGCUCGACGGCGGAGUGCACUUUGCGGCGGCCACGAGGAUGCUGCUCACCACGCGCGCCGCGGACGUGAGGGCGCAGACGGCGCUGACCCAGCCUCACCUGCCGCCCAUCGACACGGUCAACGCCGUCGUACGGCUCGAGUCCGGAGUUAGCGGUGUCUACCAGCAGUCGGCGGGUUCGAGGUUGAGCGCAUUCGACUUUGACUUUUCCUACGAAAAGGGCACGGUGAGUGUGUCUGGGGACAAGGUGACGGUUACGCCCCUGGAGGGUGAGGCGGUCGUCAAGGAGUUUGAGAGGACCAGUGGUGUAAGCGAAGAGGUUGAGGCGUGGGGAAAGGCGUUGGUGGCAGGGAAGCCAGAUGAGAGGCAAAGUGUGGAGAAGGCAUUGGGAGAUUUGGAGUUUUUGGAGCAAAUGUUUGAGAGCGGUUCCAAUGGGGGUGAAACCAAAAAGUAUGAGCUCCAGUGAGAGUCUUUUGAAUACGCAAAAUGGCUGGAUGGUGUAUGCUUGUUGCUUCCUCAUCCACAACAAGCAGCUUCUCUAGCUCCCGCCGCAGCGUGUCUGCCAUGCCCGCCUUGAGCGGCCUGCCCGACUCACGAUCGACAUAGACCUGCACAAACUCUCCGACCGCCUUGACCUCGUCGACGCCCUUCUCAAAGAGGGCCAUCUCGUACGUGACGCUCGACCGCCCGAGCUUGUUGACGCGCAGAGUCAGCUCCGCAACGGCAGGGUACGCGAUGGAUGCAAAGUAGUCCGUGUGGGUGUGCACGCACAGGCCAAACUCCUUUGCCGUUGGGGGAUGAAGCUUGCAGUUCUCGAUGAGAUAGGCGUUGAGAACCGAGUCAAACCUGGUUUCUUUAGCAGCUUUUCUCUCGCCUGCCUUUCCCUGGAAGGACCACGAGACCAGGCCAGGGAUCGUCACUUACAGAAAGUUGUAGACGGAAUUGUUCAUGUGGUCAUACAUAUCAUUGUCGUUCCUAUUGGUAAAGGGAGUCAGUCUAUUGAAACUCGUCUCCCAG
Messenger RNA from Fusarium vanettenii 77-13-4, 1622 nucleotides. RefSeq lists its product as uncharacterized. Gene Ontology annotation, molecular function: oxidoreductase activity; nucleotide binding. Gene Ontology annotation, biological process: NADPH regeneration. The transcript is spliced from 3 exons. The coding region runs from base 34 to 1071 and encodes 345 amino acids. NCBI's taxonomy places the organism in Eukaryota, Fungi, Ascomycota, Sordariomycetes, Hypocreales, Nectriaceae. The record is from RefSeq and is a predicted model, not a curated record. Gene Ontology annotation, cellular component: cytoplasm.